AGCCAUUUCCAGCUGCCUGGGCGCCGUCUGGCAGGCCGCUGCCAUGACGGACGCCGAAUGGGCGGCCAACAUGCGGAAGGUGCUGGGGCCCCACCUGGAGGCCAUGGCCUCCGAGGUGCAGCAGUCCUGGGGUCCUGAUGUGGACCCAGAAGCCAUGAUGUUGCGAUGGCUCUGCCAGCGUCGAAACUUAGAGGUGCCCCCGGUGUCCGUGCGGCGGCGGGGGGCCGCACCCAGGCCUCCAAGCUCGCCUCCAGAGGAUCCGCCGGCCAAGCCGCCGGAACAUGCAAAGCCGGAGCCGCCGUUGAGCGCCAGGCCUACUGGCGCCAGCGCCACGAGCGCGAGCGCGAGCGCUGGCGGUGGUAGCACCUCAAGCAAUCAGCGAAUGGAGCCCAUAGCGCCACAGACCGCUAGGCUACCAGCCAUUCGCACGUCUCGGAGCACAGAGGAGAAGAGACUUAGCUUGCCGCCCUUGGCUGAAGAGGCCUCAACGGUGAAGCCUCCAGAGCCCUCACCCACCGCCAUGGCGCUGGAUCUCGGGGUCAACAUCCUGGCGACCAAGCCUUGGACCUCGCAGCUGGCUGUCAACUUACCAGAGUGCAAACCCUGGGAACGGACGCUGAAAACCGUCCAGGACCGCAUCGUCUCAGACCAGAAGAGGCACACCAGCCAUGCAGAGAUGCUCAGAGCGAAUGACCAGCGCAUGCACGACCUGAUGGCCUACAUGCACCAGGAGAUGAGGGGCCAAUUCCUGGCAAAGGUGCCUUUGCUCUCCGAGAAGGUCCUGGAUGCGAAGACGCAGUUCCGGUUGGUGAGCUGCCUCAAACCUCAGACCUUCGAGCGGGGGCAGUUCAUCAUCAAGGAGGGUGAGGUUGGGGACAGGCUUUACAUCAUCGAGCGUGGCACGUGCGAGGUGAAUAAGAAGCUGAAUGGCCGUGAAGUGACCAUCGGCCAGCUCAGCAAGGGCGCCUUCUUCGGGGAGAUCGCGGUGCUCUAUGACAUGCCCCGCACGGCCACGGUCCGCACGCAGACGGCGGUCAUCGCGCUGGGCCUCAGCCGCGCGGACAUCCAAAAGCAGCUCUCCGCGGAGGACCUCGAGCGGAUGAAGCUCAUCGCUCGGACACAGGUCUUCGGAAGCGUGCCGCUGCUGGCUGACUUGGAUGCGGAGAGGAAGGCCAAAGUCGCCAUCGCCCUGAAAAGUCAGAGGUGGUACAAGGGCGCAGUUCUGGCGGGCCAGAACCACAUCACGUCACGCAUGUACAUCAUUGAGCAGGGCAACAUCCUCAUGACUCCAUCGCGGAGGAAUCGGCAGCCAGCUCAGGAGCUGCGUUUGGGCCCGGGCCAGUACUUCGGAAUGCGGGGCCUGCUCUAUGGCGCUCCCAUGGGCUUCACCAUCACCGCAGACAGCGACGAGGUGAUGACGCUUUCCAUCAGCUACGAGGAGCUGGUGGACACAGAGACCGACCCGGCCGACCGCACGGAGCUGGCGACCAUCCUGCACCGCUCCAUGCGAGCGCAUCUGGUGAAACAGAUUCCGGCGGUGGGGCGCCUGGCGGAAGAGAACUUCCAAGCAGUCUUCAAGGACGCGCAGGAGGUGAAGUACAAGAAGUGGAACGUGGUCUUCCAACAGGGCUCAGUGCUGCGCUAUGUCUACGUGUUGGAGAGAGGGAAGCUCUCGGAGUACGGGGGGAAAUUGGAGAAGCUCGUGGAACAAGACGGCAAGGUAUCCUUCAAGAAGUGGAACGUCCUGGAGAAGGAUAGCGCAGAGUAUAUCUACGAGCUGAAGUCUGGGCAGCUGGCGGUGAAAGACGGGGAGGGGCGGCGGGCCUUCGAUGGCCAGGUCGCCGACACUGAUGUCAAUUGCCCGGAGCACGUCACUCCCGGCACCUACUUCGGAGCGGAGUGCCUGGAGAGCAAGAGCGCGAUUGCUCCCUACACCCUGGUGGCGUUGACGGAUGUGACGCUGCUGCAGUUUCCGCCCAGCGCCAUUUGGGCCGUGCAAGAGGAGCAACGGCAAUUCCUGUCCAGGAUCCAGCUCUUCUCCCCCGACGUGCUCACCAAGGAUGAGCAGUUCAUGCUGGUCAGCAAGCUAAAGCCAUGGAACUUCCCUGCUGGCCGGUACAUCAUCAAGGAGGGCGAGAUCGGUGACAUGCUCUUCAUCAUCGAGCGGGGCGUGUGCGACGCCUGCAAGAUCCUGAACGACCAGGAGGUGGUGUUGACCCAGCUCAAGAAGGGCGCCUUCUUUGGCGAGCUGGCCGUGAUGUUCGACAUGCCUCGCACGGCCUCGGUGCGUGCGGCCACGCCGGUGACGGCGCUCUCCUUGACCCGGGAGGACAUCACCAGCGUGAUCGGCGAGGAGAAGAUCUCGAAAAUGCAGAUCCUCGCAAAGGCCCAGGUCUUUGGCAGCAUCCCCAUCCUGGCACCAUUGCCCGCUGCAGCCAAGAACACCAUCGCCCGCAGGCUCCAGCCGAAGUGUUUUGAGAAGGGUAGCGUCAUCAUCGAUCCAAAGGCCAAAGCGGACAGGCUUUACAUCGUGGAGUCCGGAUCUGUGAUGGUUCAGUGCGGUGAGGAGAAGGGCAUCCAGCUCCUGGCGGGGAUGUCCUUCGGAAUGGAUCGCCUUUUGGGCGAGGAACCGUACGACAUCAAGGUGACUGCAUUCUCCGACCAGGUGAAGACUUUGUCCUGCACCCUGCCGGACAUUUUGGCCUCCGCCGGUACCGGGGAGCAGGAGGCCAUGGUGAGGCACAUGCAGCGCGCCCUGCACAUGUGGCUGCUGCGCAGUGUCUUCCUGCCAGACGAGUCGGAACAGCAGCUGGCCAACGCCUUGCGUCACUGUGACGUCCUGCCUGUGAACGAGGGCGAUGUAGUGUUCGAGAAGGGCGAAUCUCUCACGUCGGUCUACAUCGGCAUCCAGGGCGUGUUCCAGUCGCCUGGCCACCCGAUCUAUCGGGCCACAGAGGUUCGGGGGAACAUCGUGAACGCCAGUCCCUUGGCCUUCGGCGCAGAGUGGGCCACCCGCGACAGUCCGGUCUCGGCGCCCUACCGCCUAGAGGCGGCCACGGCCGGGUCGCUGCUGCGGGUGCCAAUGUACGUGGUGAGAGGCUAAGAGGUUUUCCAUCGCCGAAAGGCGAGGUUAGGCGGCGCCUUGAAGAUUGGGGCCAAGAAUGCAGCACGGGUUGAUGUGUGAUGGAC
Molecule: messenger RNA, 3189 nt
Organism: Effrenium voratum
Lineage: Eukaryota; Dinophyceae; Suessiales; Symbiodiniaceae
Source: the annotation of a GenBank genome assembly